Molecule: messenger RNA, 1002 nt
Organism: Closterium sp. NIES-65
Lineage: Eukaryota; Viridiplantae; Streptophyta; Zygnematophyceae; Desmidiales; Closteriaceae
Source: the annotation of a GenBank genome assembly
AUGCCGGUCUUUAACGCACAACAUCGUAGUCAACCUGCGCUAGAGCUGCGGCUAGUGGGAGGAGAACUCAGCAGCAGCAAAGGGCAGCGAGGCGGGGGGAAAGGCGGAGAGCAGCAGGAAGAGGCUGUGAAGGUGCAGGGGUUGCAGGUGGUGCAGGGGGCGCACGGAGGGAGGCAUGGGGAGACAUGGGGAGGAAUGGGGAGGCCGAGGGGACAUAGGUCAACCUCCUUCCCUGCUUCCCAUCCCGCUAGUGGUAUAGAGGACAGGGAGAUUGGAGACAGGGUGGAAGGGGAAAUGGAGAAAGGGGUUAGGGAGAAAGGGCACAGGGAGAAAGGGCACAGGGAGAAGGAGGGCUGGGUGAAAUGGGACAGGGAGAAGGGGCACAGGGAGAAGGAGGGCUGGGAGAAAGGGGACAGGGAGAAAGGGUACAGGGAGAAGGAGGGCUGGGAGAAAGGGGACAGGGAGAAUGGGCACAGGGAGAAGGAGGGCUGGGAGAAAGGGGACAGGGAAAAAGGGGACAUGGAGAAGGAGGGCUGGGAGAAAGGGGACAGGGAGAAAGGGGACAGGGAGAAGGAGGGCUGGGAGAAAGGGGACAGGGAGAAUGGGCACAGGGAGAAGGAGGGCUGGGAGAAAGGGGACAGGGAGAAAGUGGACAGGGAGAAAGGGGACAGGGAGAAAGGGGACAGGGAGAAGGAGGACUGGGAGAAAGCGGACAGGGAGAUGACGGGCGGGUUACGGGCGGAAGGGAGGACGACGACGAGAAAGGGGGAGUGGGAGAAGGGGGAGUGGGAGAAGGGGGAGUGGGAGAAGGGGGAGUGGGAGAAGGGGGACAGAGAGAAGGGGGACAGGGAGAAGAGGGAUUGGGAGACGGGGGAGUGGGAGAAGGGGGACAGAGAGAAGGGGGACUGGGAGAAGGGGACUGGGAGAAGGGGACUGGGAGAAGGGGACUGGGAGAAGGGGACUGGGAGAAGGGGAUUGGGAGAAGGGGACAGGGAGAAGUAG